Messenger RNA from Lolium rigidum, 1131 nucleotides. RefSeq lists its product as uncharacterized. NCBI's taxonomy places the organism in Eukaryota, Viridiplantae, Streptophyta, Magnoliopsida, Poales, Poaceae. The record is from RefSeq and is a predicted model, not a curated record.
AUGAGCUGGUCCGAGCUGCCAGCCGAUCUCGUAUCGGGGAUCGCCGACAGGAUCACCGAGCACGCAGACCUCGCGCGCUUCCACUCGGUGUGCCCAUCCUGGCGCUCGGCCUCCGCGGCCCAUGCCGCCCGUCGCCGCGUCCCACUGCUUCUCGUCCCCUCCAUCUCCAGCGCCAACCACGGUCUUUGGUCCCACGCCGACGACAGGAUCGUGGAGAUCUCCGUCCCCGCCACCAGCGGUUUCUUCUUCCUCUUCGCUUCGCCGCGCGGCUGGACGCUCGGCGUGACCCACGACGGCGCCUCGGCCAAGCUGCUGCACCCCAUCACCGGCGCGUCGGAGAGCCUGCCCAAGCUGCCGCCAUCGUUCUUCCGCGACGGCGAUCGGAAGAUCCUCCGUGACAUGGUUUGGGAUCGGUCGCCGGACGCGAUCAUGGUCUCGCCGGGAAAGGGCGCCUUCUUCUGUCGGCUGCCCCCGUGUGGCGGCGGCGGAUCGUGGAGUCCGGUCGCCGGGUGCUCGCUGCAGAACGCUGGCCGUGUCAGCAGCAUCACCUACUGCGACGGCACGUUCUACCUCCUGGACGGGAGCACCCGCAGGGUCAUGGCCGUGGACGGCACAACCUUCGCUGUCGCCGGCGGAUAAAUUUCCUCCAGCUCCGCCCCGGUCAUGGUCUUGCCAGCGCGCUUCUGGCUCGAACCCAACUCCGUGCUCGUUGCGUCGUCCGGCGAGCUCCUUCUGAUCGUCAGGACGAGCCUCUUGCUUGAAGUAGUAUAUCACAGCUCGGAGGGCUUUCUCAAGAUCUUCCGCGCGGACGUCCGGGGCCCGGCAGCCGCGUGGUCGGAGGUCACCGACGGCAGCGGCAUCGGUGACCGCGCCGUGUUCGUGGACCACUUCCGCGGGUUCUGCGUCGAGGCCAGCGGGGUCAACGGGUUGAGGAGGAACUGCAUGUACGUGGCCAGAGGGUACGAGGUGGUCGACGACGACUACGGGAUGGACGUCUACGCCAAGUUCACCGUGUCCGUGCUCGACCUCGCCGAACUUGCCACCGAGAAUCUCGAGUACGGGAACCUGAGCAAGUUCCGCGACGGUUCGCUCUGGCGGUGGCCUUCCUGGUUAAUGACAAAUUUGCACUGA